Triplophysa dalaica is the source of this 2041-nucleotide messenger RNA. It is a transcript of the gene ckmt1, whose product is annotated as creatine kinase, mitochondrial 1. The transcript has 10 exons. NCBI's taxonomy places the organism in Eukaryota, Metazoa, Chordata, Actinopteri, Cypriniformes, Nemacheilidae. Gene Ontology annotation, cellular component: mitochondrion. Gene Ontology annotation, biological process: phosphocreatine biosynthetic process. Gene Ontology annotation, molecular function: creatine kinase activity. The record is from RefSeq and is a predicted model, not a curated record. The coding region runs from base 164 to 1417 and encodes 417 amino acids.
GACAGAAGGAAGUCUCACAAACCCUGUGGCAUUAUAAUAAAUGGACCACACCUACACUCUGCUGCUGUAAAGAAAGAACCAUUGCCCUUGUACCUGGUUCCUGCUUUAGACGAUAAGACGAACUUCAGAAUACUGUAAACUGAUUAAAACGUGCUGGGUAACGAUGGCAGGAAGCUUCGCGAGGGUUUUAUCAAGUAAGAGGAAGGUGGGCAUCUUGUCGUUGGUCGGUGCGGGCUCUCUGACGGUGGGAUUCUUCAUGAAUAGAGAGCAGCACGUCAGCGCUGGAGCGCACGUACGGAGAAUCUAUCCUCCCAGUGCUGAAUAUCCAGAUUUGCGGAAGCACAAUAAUUGUAUGGCCAGUCACCUGACACCGGCUAUAUAUGCCAAGCUGGUUCAUAAAUCCACGCCGAAUGGUUACACUUUGGACGAAGCCAUCCAAACAGGCGUGGACAAUCCAGGCCACCCCUUUAUAAAGACAGUAGGCAUGGUGGCUGGAGAUGAGGAGUCAUAUGAGGUCUUUGCUGACAUUUUUAACCCGAUCAUUAAAGAGAGACACAAUGGUUAUGACCCCUGCACCAUGAAACACCCCACUGACCUGGAUUCCAGUAAGAUAAGGGGCGGACUGUUUGAUGAGAAGUACGUGCUAUCAUCUCGAGUCAGGACAGGCAGGAGUAUCCGAGGCUUGAGUCUGCCUCCAGCCUGCACCCGUGCUGAGCGUAGAGAGGUAGAGAGAGUCGUGGUUGAUGCUCUUGGAGGCCUACGAGGAGAUUUGACUGGAAAAUACUUCAGCCUCACUCAAAUGACCGAUCAAGAGCAGCAACAACUUAUUGAUGAUCACUUCCUGUUUGAUAAACCUGUAUCGCCCCUGCUUACAUGUUCAGGCAUGGCACGUGACUGGCCCGACGCGAGAGGCAUCUGGCACAAUAAUGAGAAAACCUUCCUGGUGUGGAUCAAUGAAGAAGACCACACACGUGUGAUCUCUAUGGAGAAGGGGGGCAACAUGAAGAGGGUCUUUGAGCGUUUCUGCAAGGGGCUUCAAGAGGUUGAGAGACUGAUUCAAGAGAAGGGUUGGGAGUUCAUGUGGAACGAGCGACUGGGUUACAUCCUCACCUGCCCAUCAAACCUGGGCACAGGUUUACGAGCCGGUGUCCAUGUUAGCCUUCCACGUCUCAGCAAGGAUCCCCGAUUCGCUAAGAUCCUGGAUAACCUGCGGCUUCAAAAGAGAGGUACUGGGGGUGUGGACACUGCAGCUGUUGGAAACACUUUUGAUAUUUCCAAUCUGGACAGGCUGGGCCAGUCCGAGGUCCAACUGGUUCAGACCGUUAUCGAUGGAGUGGCCUAUCUCAUUGAGUGCGAGAAGAGAUUGGAGAAAGGCCAAGACAUCAAAAUUCCCGCCCCCAUUAGCCAGUUUAAAUAGGACAGGUUGUGACUCCGCCCCCUCCUCUCAUGGCUCCUCCCUCCCGUUGGUCCCCCUCUCUUUAAUAUUCCACUGAUAUUGUUGCAUACAGCAUGCCUUUGUGUUACGUCACACAUGUCAAACUCCAGUAUAAAACAGGGGUGAAUGUAUUGUACUUCAUGAUUGUGUAAUUGUGGCGCUGUUGAUUUGUCACAUUGUUAACUGAUUGUGUUGCAAUAAUACUGUUAUAACCAUCAUGAAGAAUGGCCUCAGUUUAGACAAGUAGAUAUUUGUGUGAAGAUGAUGACAAUAGAAAUGGCUUUUAAAUGAUAUUCAUUGCUGCUCUCUCAUGUGAGUGUGUUUUACUGUGGUAGAGUUAUAAGUCAUGUGACAAAAGCUUUUUUAUCUUUUCCCUCAUUUUCUCAGAGCUUUACAAUAACAGGGUGACAUUUGAGUGCACAAUAAUAUAAAUAUAUGAGAUAGAUUGAUUGAUUGAGAGAUAGAUGCACAAGAAACAAAUGUGAGAAGCGCCUUUGUUAAAAUUAUUAUCACAAGUUCUUCUGAAAAUAAGAUUUUCGGAUUACAUCAAAUAGGCUAAAAAAUUGUAACUGCUAAUAAAAUUACAAUAAAACGCAUCCUAUGCCA